UGGAGUGAACGGUGUCCUUCACAUUUAAAUGUCGCGUAUACUCACAGGAUUCUCUGCAAAUGCUUGCCUCAAACUGCUUCUGAGGAACGCGGAACGCGGCAUAUAGAUCACCAAGCAUACAUAGCCCCGACGCUGGCUUGUUGCGGCUCCUCAAUUUUAUAAAAACACUUUGUCGUGUCUUCGGCGAACAUAGAUUCGGACACUGGCUUGGGCAGUGGGGAUCCCGUUGGAAUGCCAAUGAUAAGGUUCAAAACCUAUUCUGCAAAGUCGCACUUGGAAGUAGUGUCACGCCGAAGGAUGCAGUGAGCUCCUGCAGGUUCUGGAUGGGUUCCGUGAGGCAAGGAAGUGCAAGGCCACUGACAGGUUGCAAACUGAGGUUUCAGGCCAGUGGGUCUUUGCAUCUUCUAUAUACUGUAUACAGUAUACGGGUUGCUCCGGAGGCUAGGCAGGUGCCUGUGAGCGGUUUGUCCCUGGAGGUUCCAAGUUGGCAAUUCUUUUAUAAGAGGGUGGGGCAGAAGCAAUUGCUCCGCAGUAGUUCUGCUGCACGAGGUGUUUGUGGGUGCACAUAUACGCACAUAUAGGCCAAAAGGGGAAUGCCUUGUCGUUUUGAUUCUCGUGAUGACACGAAGUGAUUUGGCUCCAGCUCAUCGAUCGCAUUGCUCGCUCGCCCCCUGUCUUUGAUUCGCUUCUGACGGCUCCAUGGCUGCUGAAGGUGAGACGACUCCGGGCACCGUGGACAUGAAGGUGACUGCCAAGAAGAGCAUCAACUUCUACAUGAACUCUGCCAAGGCUUUCUUCACUGGAGUUGUGGAUAAAGAAGGCAAGAACCGUGAGCCGGUGUGUGUCUUAAACAUCUCUGGCCUUGGCGAUGCAAUCAAUAUCGCUGCACAGGCGGCUGGUGCUGUUGUUAAGGAGGGUUUGGCCACCAUCCACAAGAUUGAGACCUCGUAUCCGGAAAUGAAGCUGAGCAACGGCUCUGAGAGAGGCUGUGCCAGAAUCAUGAUCACCCUCCACAAGAAGGUGUGAGUUACAGCCACCAUUGCUCUGCUUUACUUGUGAAUGUUCACAGACCCAGCUUGGCCAUGUUGAACAGAGUGAGAUCCCAAGCAACUUCAUCCCAGAACAAGGUUAAGGCCACCUGCGGAAGGAGGGGAGGGAGAAAGUUCAGGUUAGCGGCUAGCGGCAUAGCUGGGAUUCAAAGGGAGCAGCGUAUACCAGAUACGGAUGGUAUACUGUAUGAAAUUUGAAGUUCUGUGCGAGGGUCAGGAUGAUGGUGGUGAAGAUGGGGGCGGUGUGAUGGA
Messenger RNA from Durusdinium trenchii, 1301 nucleotides. NCBI's taxonomy places the organism in Eukaryota, Dinophyceae, Suessiales, Symbiodiniaceae. The record is from the annotation of a GenBank genome assembly.